Messenger RNA from Solenopsis invicta (red fire ant), 1570 nucleotides. Its product is annotated as alpha-tocopherol transfer protein-like. Gene Ontology annotation, cellular component: membrane. The record is from RefSeq and is a predicted model, not a curated record. The transcript has 5 exons. Gene Ontology annotation, molecular function: phosphatidylinositol bisphosphate binding. Bases 593 to 1465 code for a protein of 290 amino acids. Lineage: Eukaryota; Metazoa; Arthropoda; Insecta; Hymenoptera; Formicidae.
UUGUUUAAUGUUCGGUGACCAACAAGAACAAAAUAAUGCAUCUUAUAUAUAUUUAUAUAAAUAUAUACAAAAUUAUAGCUUAUUACUGAUUUUUACAAAUCAAUAGCAUAUGAAAUAACUUUUCUAUUAUUUAUUUAAAUAAGAAUACUUCCAGAAAAAAAUCAAUACUGUAUAAUUAUUAAAUUAAAUAUGAAAAAAGUUAAUGAUGAGCAUCAUGCACUUUACGAAACUCGAUCAUUGACAACACGAGAGUGCACUCACAAGCUUGCAAGCCAAUUAUGCAAACGAACACUCAAUGCGUUAUCAAUGCGCAUCCAGCAGAAUAAGUUGCUCACCCAAUCAGCAAAACAAUAAUAACUCAAACUUACAUCUGCAGUUAAAAUCCAGUUCCAGCAGUGUUCAAUAAGUUUCUGGAUUGUACAGUACAUCUUCACCAGCUUUAAAAAUAUUGCAUUAAAGCGCGGAAGAAACGUGAAGAAAAGAAAGUGUUUCUUAAUAAAAAUUAAAGUGACCUCUCUAAUAGAUAAUUUUCUACUCAAAUACAAGCAGAUACAAUAAAAUAUAUUUUUGUUGUAAUUUAAAUUAAGUUUCAAUGCCAAUAAUAAGAAGAGUCACAUUAAAGGAAGAAAUGGAAAAAAAUCCUGAAUUAAAAUUAUCCGAUAUACAAUCAUUGAAAGAGUGGUGCGAGAAACAACCACAUUUGCCAAAAAUUGAAGACAGCUUUCUCGCCUUGUUUCUUCACAGCAAUUAUUAUCAAAUGGAACCAACGAAAAAUACAAUAGAGAAUUAUUACACGACCAGGACGCAUGUAUCAGAAAUAUUUUGUAAUCGGGAUCCGCUCGAGGAAAAGAAAUUACGACAAGCUUUCAAAGUUACGACCAAUUUUCCUCUAAAUGGAGUAACGAAGGAUGGCUACAAGAUUAUAUAUUCAACAUUUCUGGAUGGUGAUUCUUCUCACUUUAACUACAAUGACUACCUCAAAUAUGUCCAUAUGUUAUACGAUAUAUUUCUUCUGACGGAUGGUACAAACAACGGUUAUGUCAUUGUCUUUGAUGCUAGUAAAGUGUCUUUCGGUCAUGUCGCGCGAACAAGUCCGUUGGCAUCCAAGAAAAAUUUUUAUUACAUCCAAGAGGCAUCGCCAAUACGUUUAAAGGGAAUCCAUGUUAUAAACGUACUACCUGCCAUGGAAUUCUUCAUGAAUAUUAUCAAACCAUUUAUAAAGAAAGAACUGAUAAACAUGAUACAUUUUCAUUCAUCGUUGGAAAACCUUUCUAAAUACAUACCGGUAGAUGCGCUGCCGAAUGAGAUGGGUGGAAAAGGAGGUUUUACACGAGAAUUAGCCGAUAUUCAAAUAAAGCGACUCGAGGAUUAUCGUGAAUGGUUCCUGCUGGAUGAAGCAACCGGACGCGUUAACGAAGCGUUGAGAAUUAGCACACCAAAAAAAGAGUCUUGUUGCAUUAGUUAGAAGUUUAGCAGAUUUAACCAGUACGUCUAUUCAAAGUCGGACAAAACAAAAAUUUUGUAGAAGUUAUCAAAUUAUAAAUAAAAUUUAAACGUUUUGAUUACAUAA